CCUCCCCCAAGCCCGCGCUGCGCCCUGGCCCCCUUUCCUCGGAUGUGAGUGCGGCUGCAGGCACGCAGGCCGAGACGCUGUGGAACCGCGACGCGAGCAUCCCAGGCGGUGAAGUCGGUGGCCUUUCCAAUCCCCCCUCCCCCUUGGUGGUGGUGCUCAGGCUACUGCGUGCGCCGGGUGCCCCCGAAUCGCCCUCUCAGCCGCUUCUCGCCGCAUUCGGCGACGGGGACUGCGGGAAGCAGCUGAGAGGCAAGCGGAGGUCGGCGACUGGCCUGGCGCCGCUCGUGCAGUUAGUAAUAGCUCUGCAAGUCUGCAAUAAAAAAUGGCCUCCAAUAAAACUACAUUGCAAAAAAUGGGAAAGAAACAAAAUGGAAAAAGUAAAAAAGUUGAGGAAGCAGAGCCUGAAGAAUUUGUGGUAGAAAAAGUACUGGACCGUCGUGUAGUGAAUGGGAAGGUGGAGUAUUUUCUGAAGUGGAAGGGAUUUACAGAUGCUGACAAUACAUGGGAACCUGAAGAAAAUUUAGAUUGUCCAGAAUUAAUCGAAGCAUUUCUUAAUUCUCAAAAAGCUGGUAAAGAAAAAGAUGGUACAAAAAGAAAAUCUUUAUCUGACAGUGAAUCUGAUGAUAGCAAAUCAAAGAAAAAAAGAGAUGCUGCUGACAAACCUAGAGGAUUUGCUAGAGGUCUUGAUCCUGAACGAAUAAUUGGUGCCACAGACAGUAGUGGCGAAUUGAUGUUUCUCAUGAAAUGGAAAGAUUCAGAUGAGGCUGACUUGGUGUUGGCAAAAGAGGCAAAUAUGAAAUGUCCUCAGAUUGUAAUUGCUUUUUAUGAAGAGAGACUAACUUGGCAUUCUUGUCCAGAAGAUGAAGCUCAGUAACUUACAUCAUUUGGUUACUGUUUCAGCAGAAGCCAGAAAAAUAACUUUGUAGUAGUCAAAAUGUUAUCCUACUGUAUAUUGUUUACUUUAUUGUAAAUAAUGGUGAGCAGUGGUCAAUAAAUAGUUUUAUAUUCCUUUU
Messenger RNA from Heterocephalus glaber (naked mole-rat), 1013 nucleotides. RefSeq names its product chromobox 3 (gene Cbx3). The record is from RefSeq and is a predicted model, not a curated record. NCBI's taxonomy places the organism in Eukaryota, Metazoa, Chordata, Mammalia, Rodentia, Bathyergidae. Gene Ontology annotation, cellular component: nucleus.